GCGAGCCAGGCGACUCAUCUCGACUGCUCGUUCGUUUUACCACAGGACAGCAUGCAACCUCUUGAUUGCACCGCACCUCGACUUGUCUUGAUUUGACCCUGUCCGUGAUUUGGGUGACCGGGCCUGAUCGUUCCCUUCGCCAGCACUUUUGUCCUCGUCCUUCCUUCCCUGUCCUGCCCUCAUCAAUCUCGCCUUCCUUCCCAAUAACCCCACCGCCAAAACCACAGCCCACUUUCGCAUUGCCAUUCGAAAUGCCAUAGCCGCCUGCCGCCUCACCUGAGAGCACCCGUCCGCUAAUCUCGCUGGGGUCGCGCUCAACCAGGUGGAGCAACCUUGUCAGGCUCAGUCGUCUCCUUUCUGCCCAUCAUUUCGUGCGCUUCCUCACCGUGUGCCGUGCGUGGGACGGGCCACAACAACACGACGGAAGAAAUACGGACGGGGGCUACUCGAGGAAACCCUGGUCGUGGGCGCAAAUUGGGCCCUUCAAAGAAACGCUGAGACCCGAAUCGUUAGCGAGAUUGUCUGCCCCUAUCGAUCCUCCUCGACCACCCCCAGCUUCUCUCGUUCAUGCUAAGGACCGGGUCUGCCACUCGCACCAAGCCACUCUGCUCGCCAGCUUCUCGAGACCCACGCCCCAGUCCGCCCACGAGUCCCCAGUCCUGCCCUCCUGCCCUCCUGCCCUCCUCGUGGUGUUCUGGAAUUGUCCAAUCCACCCGCUAUUGGGCCGAUCUGCCCUCUCAUCCACCAGGGCUCCCCCCUCCCCCCAGCCAGGACUCACGGGCCCCGUCUUCGUGCAGCCAGCAGUUCACGCCAGUUCCAAUAGCGACACCAGCAGACCGGCCAUUGAAAUCAGGUCAACCCGUCGUCAUCUCAGAACGAGCUGCGUUCUGGCGGCCCACAACAUUCACAUUCACAUUCGCAUUCACACGCCGUCUCUCGUCCAGCUGUCACGGUUGUUCGCCCUGGCUGGUAGUGUUUCUUGGCCUCCCUCAAGCCGUCAUUCCAAUCCCGCUGCGGGACGCCUCUCAAACGCAAAGGACCAAGAGCAACGCCCACCGGGCCCAGACCCCAGGGACGGCUCUGAAUCUUUGGCAACGCUGCAGCCGGUCCUUCUUUUCCUUUUAAAUCAUCCCUUCAACCUAGUUUCAAGCGGUUCAACGCCCUUCAGGGCACCGACUCCGAGUGGGCAGCCAGGCUCAUUAGAUUACCGUUGGAUCCACGUUUAUUCUAAUAAUUGCAUCUUCACGCUAAUCCCGGAACCCUCACGCGAAAGUCGAGGUACCUGCGUCAGAACUCCCGGAGCCGCCUAAGGGAAAGGACCCGCAUCCCAAUCUUUCUGGUCCCUCCCUGCACGCCCAUCAAUCUCUUCACUUUUCCUUUUAAUAAUUCCAGGCCCAAUUCUGCAAGAGGCCCGUCCACUCUUUUUUGAUCUUUCCUAUAUCCAAUCCCAACUCAAGUCAACCUGGUUUCCGCCCUACCCUCCCUCAGGUAUACAUCCCAGCUAUCCAUCCCAAGUAUCGAUAACCGGUUACAACCACCUCAACCACCACGUACAUCACCUUCGACGCCCGCAGACACCACCGAACGCCAUCGAUUCAAUCCUCGACGCUCGCUAUUGUUGAAACUGAAUGCUCCAAUUACAGCAUUAAGCUCUUGCAAAAAGAGCUUCCCCGAAGACUCAUCCCACAGCCCUCCACCCGACUGCAGGGGCUGGAGACAGCAUUUACUCACCUUGAAACUGGUUUUCACCACCACACACAGCCAUGACUGUCGCACACGACCUGACCCACCGGGGUUCAGGCUUGAACGGCUCUAACGGCUACGCCUUGGAGGACAGGUUCGAAGUCCUCAAGGAGAUCGGCGAUGGAAGUUUCGGCAGCGUCGUCUUGGCAAGGGUUCGGACCGCUGGUGCCAACGUCGCCAGGAGAGGCACAGUAGUGGCAAUCAAGACCAUGAAGAAGUCCUUCGAGUCCUUCACACCAUGCCUAGAGCUCAGAGAGGUCGUGUUCCUGAGGACACUGCCACACCACCAACAUCUGGUUCCGGCCCUGGACAUCUUCUUGGAUCCCUUCAGCAAGAAGCUCCACAUUUGCAUGGAGUACAUGGAGGGAAACCUGUACCAACUCAUGAAGGCCAGAGAUCACAAGUGCCUCGACAACGCGAGCGUGAAGAGCAUCUUGUUCCAGAUCAUGCAAGGACUUGAGCACAUACACGCACACAACUUCUUCCACAGAGAUAUCAAGCCAGAGAACAUCCUGGUGUCGACUUCUUCCCAUCAAGAUACUUCUAACUCUUUCAGGCGCUACUCAGCUUUGGUCACGCCACCCUCCACUCCUCCCACGUACACUGUCAAGAUCGCCGAUUUUGGACUGGCAAGGGAGACACACUCCAAGCUGCCAUACACGACGUAUGUAUCGACGCGGUGGUACCGAGCUCCCGAGGUGCUAUUAAGGGCCGGCGAAUACUCUGCCCCCGUGGACAUCUGGGCCAUUGGUGCAAUGGCGGUGGAGAUAGCGACGCUGAAGCCCCUCUUCCCUGGUGGAAACGAGGUAGACCAGGUCUGGAGGGUCUGUGAGAUAAUGGGAAGCCCAGGGAACUGGUACAACAAGGCCGGUCAGCGGGUAGGUGGUGGUGACUGGCGCGAGGGCACCAGACUGGCCGGAAAGUUGGGGUUCUCCUUCCCUAAGAUGGCCCCCCACUCGAUGGACACGAUCCUACAAACACCACAGUGGCCCGCGUCGCUGAGCCACUUCGUGACGUGGUGCCUGAUGUGGGACCCCAAGAACAGACCGACAUCCACACAAACGCUGCAGCACGAGUACUUCGCCGAUGCGGUUGAUCCUUUGCGACCCAAGUCGUCAGCAUCAAGAAUGCUGGGCCGGAAGCCCUCCGAGAUUGGACGGUCCAAGGAUGCCGCGACACCGCCAAUGUCGUCGAAACCAUCAUGGUUCAGGAAGUCGCUCAUUGGCCGCACUGACUCCAACGAGGCAGUCCCCCAACAGACUGUGAAGGAGCCGACUGCGUCUCGGCCUCCCCCAGCCCACGGUAUGAUUGUUGAUGUCGCACCUGUGGUACCCGCGAAGACCCGGCCGGCCGCGCCCAAGAGGACAACAUGGAGCAAUGGUAUUUCCAACGUGGCACCCAUGCCAAUUCUUCCCACUAUCCGCCCCAUCUCACCUCUCUCAGAUGCCGUGACGGCUCAAGCCAGCAGCCGAACGCCAUCGUACAACGACGCCUACGCAAACGGUGCUCAAAGGCAUGGACCACAAGAGGACAAGUCAUCCAAGAAGAUCGGGAGACAGCUUUCCGUUCAGUCGAACUCUAACCACUACUCCGAGCUUCAUCGACAACAGGCCGAGCGAGCUUUGAACGGCGGCAGCGGACUGGCGUCACCACCGAGUGCCCACAAGGAGAGUUUCUUUUCCCACCUAAGGAAGAGGGCACGGAGGUUUUCCGGACGGCACCAAACCCCGGUCUCGCCCAUUGAAUCGGACAUGGAGGCCCAAGCUGGAUGCGGUCCAUGGGGAAGCCAGAGAUCAUCCAUGGUAAUCGAUCAACCACCGGCACCUGUGCCAAAGGACACUUACGAACCCCUCGACAGAGCCUUGAGAGACGUCCAACAAAAUGCCGAUAACGUGCAUGCCCCGGCCCCUCCCGCACACCAGGCCAACUCCCAGAGCAACCUGAAGCGUCACCACUCGCUGCCGCAGCACAAGCCCCGGUCCGUGGACAACCUCGCUGGCGCUGCUCGAAACGGAGGCCCGAUUUCCAGCCGAACCCGAAGGGCACAAGCGACCCACGGAGUGAACCACUACGAUGCCCCCGACGAGGCGGAUGAGCUUCUCGAUGAGGUCCUCUCGUCGACGCACAAGGCCAUGAAGCGGAUCGAGCGAGACGGCCGGGUUGACAACCACCGGCAGGCACCGACCAACGCCGGAUUUGCCAACCCAUAUCCGACCCCCUCUCCCUCGGCCAAUGGGAAUGCUUGCCUCUUCGGAGACGGCCAGGAGGUGGUUGCUCCCAAGCCACUGGACCUGAACAGGAAGGUUUCGGAGUACAAAUGGCCGACGCCCCCGUACGAGGAGAGUGACUGGGCGGCGUCGGCCUCGGCAAGCAUCUGGGCGGCCAGCCAUCGAUUCUAGGCGACCGAGUUGCGCCGGCAAACGCUUCCCUUCAAGAUUGAACACUCAGAGCGCUUCGAUUUCUGAUCCGAUCAUUUUCACACGGAGUUAUUUUUUCUACUUUUUCUUUGGUGUUGAGGAGCACUAUCGCGUCACUCUCUUGGUCCGGUUUUACAGCUGCGGCAUAUGCUGGGCGGCAGUCAUUGGCAUCAGUUUGCAUUUGGAUUCGUUGACUUGGAGCACCCUGCCGGCGGCAGGGCGGGCUGCGUCUUUUUCGCGAGUUGAAGUUGCCGUACAGAAUACCCCUUUAUAGAUUGGACGGUUCGACCAGACGACCGGAGAUUCUUCUUUAUUUUGUUAGAGACUUAGGGUGGCAUCCGCCAGAGAUAUUUUGUCCCGAGGUUGGGAUAACCAGUCACAAUUUACAUUGGUGCCACUGGAUUGGGAUCAUCUCAGGGGAUUGCUUGGGGCGGGAUACUUUGGAGGGCGGUGGUUUUGGAAACGGCUAUCCUUGGGAGUGGAAAAGAACAAAAAAGGGACACUUUUUGUUUGUAUACAAGGGAGUUGGAGUCAGGACGGGGUCUGCGACCGUUUGAAAGCCCCUCGACUCGGCCACUUUCGAGAAGGGGACGAGGCGGGGAGGCUGGCGCUUAGGUCCAGGUCUACUUUACAUAUCUGAGUUCAGGUCAGCCUGCGUACAGGCACUGGACAUCGUAAUGCAAACCAACUAUCUUUGCUA
Messenger RNA from Diaporthe batatas, 4860 nucleotides. RefSeq lists its product as uncharacterized. NCBI's taxonomy places the organism in Eukaryota, Fungi, Ascomycota, Sordariomycetes, Diaporthales, Diaporthaceae. The record is from RefSeq and is a predicted model, not a curated record. Gene Ontology annotation, cellular component: nucleus; cytoplasm. Gene Ontology annotation, biological process: protein phosphorylation; intracellular signal transduction. The transcript has 2 exons. Bases 1764 to 4142 code for a protein of 792 amino acids. Gene Ontology annotation, molecular function: protein serine/threonine kinase activity; ATP binding.